Molecule: messenger RNA, 1287 nt
Organism: Entamoeba invadens IP1
Lineage: Eukaryota; Evosea; Mastigamoebida; Endamoebidae
Exons: 1
Coding region: 1-1287 (428 amino acids)
Source: RefSeq, a predicted model, not a curated record
AUGAGUAAUUUAGACCCAUACGAAUACUUACUUACAUUUACACCAGACAUUGACGAACGAUUUACACUACUUAAACAAGCGAUGAAAACUCAUGUUGAUACAAAGAAAAUGGUUAUACAAGUUAGUCCUUCAGAAGACAUUAUGAAAACUCUCGAAAACACUUUAGAAAAGACAAAAGAAGCCAAGAAGACUUGUUCGCAGUUUGAAUUUGCAAUAGACCAAACGAUAGCAGCUUUAGAUGAUAUGAAAGAAUUGUUAUUUGAGACCAAAAAGCAAUGUUAUACGGACGAAGUUAACAUCACCACAACAAACAACACGACAAUUCAACAACUCAUUCAACUCGAACAAAAGAGAUUUGAAGAAGAACUCCAGAAGAACUCCUUUCGAAAAGCGCAGCUACAAACUAUUUUCCAAAAGAAAGAGACAUCACUCAAUGCGAAAUUAAUGAGUCUUCGCGAUAAAGCAAACAAUUCAAUGGGAUCAUCAAGUGUAGCACUCAAUCCAAAAGAGGGUGAGUCCGAUUCAAAUAACAAGGAGCAACCAUCAGAGGAUGAAACUACUGAAAUAGAAGACAUGUUACAUGUGAUGGACAACUCUUUAAAAAGUUCAACAAGUCAGGAGAAUGAAAAAAGUGACGAAAAAGACGAAGAAGAGAAAAGUGAAGAAGACGACGAACCAAAGAAAAAGAUGAAGCGACGGAUUCGGUCGAGGAAAGCGUUACUUCGACAAAGAAAGAUGACGCCAAUCUCUUUAUAUGAUGAGUCGAUACUUACCGAAGAAGAACGUAAACAGAUAUUUAAAUGGAGUGGGAGAAGAGUAGGAAACAUUGUUUUUGAUUCGGAAGUGAAUGCGAUGGGACGGAAUAGUAAAAUGUUUAAUGACGGGGUGAGAGAUGGGAAAGGGUUUGUGUUGUGUAUUGAUGACAAGUUGAAGAAUCGCUUUGGGUGUGUCAUUACAGAAAAGGUUGAGAGAGAAGCGACGUGGGUAGCCGACGAGAAUGCGUUUGUAUUUGUGUUAGAAAGGAAUGGAGAAAAAGAUGAAAAAAAGUUUGAUAUUAAAAAGAAGAAAGCAAGUAAUGCUUUCUUAGUCGGAAAACCUACUCAAUCAGGUCUCUUCGCUGUGGGAAAUGAUGAUAUUAGAAUUAUGAGAAAAUAUAAAGGAAAAACCAUUUGUUUUUGUUCACAAGACACAUUUGAGUAUAACGGAGAGAAAAAGGCCUUGUGUGGGAAAGUCCAUCCAGAGAAGUUCGAGUUAAAACGACUCAUUUUGGCAACACUCGAAGAGUGA